AUGGCGAUAGGUCAGCGGAGAUUCCUAUUCAUCGCGGUGGACUACUUCUCAAAGUGGGUGGAAGCUAAGCCGCUCGCGAGAAUAACUGAGCAUAUGAAGCUUAGAGAGUGGUGUGAAGGCUAUGGCAUCCAGCAGGCUUUCACCUCUGUGGCCUAUCCCCAGAGCAAUGGGCAAGCGAAAGUCGCCAAUAGGGAAAUCCUCAGAGGGUUACGGGCUCGGUUCUACCACACUGGAGGUAGCUGGAUUGACGAGCUCCCUAGUGUGUUGUGGGCCCUUCGUAUGAUCCUAAAUGAGGGGACCGGUGUAACUCUUUUCUACUUAAUAUACAGUGGUGAAGCAGUCGCCCCUGUAGAUGUUGGAGUGGAAUCCGAUCGGGUGCGGUUCUAUGAUGAAGGAAACACCGGACAAAGAUUCAUGGAGCUCGACUUGGUGGAUGAGACACGAGCUAAAACAACCAUUUGGCUAAUGGCGUACCAACAACGGAUGAAGCAGAACUACAACCAGAGGGUAAUCCUGAGGUCUUUUUAG
Molecule: messenger RNA, 528 nt
Organism: Zingiber officinale
Lineage: Eukaryota; Viridiplantae; Streptophyta; Magnoliopsida; Zingiberales; Zingiberaceae
Exons: 2
Coding region: 1-528 (175 amino acids)
Molecular function (GO): nucleic acid binding
Source: RefSeq, a predicted model, not a curated record